CUCAGUGCCGCCCUGCACAACUCCUCUAUGUGAUUCCUGCUCUGUGCUGUCUCACAGCACGCUGUAGAAAUGGCUUGGUUUAUGUGUCUGUGUUUGUUUGUGGUGGUGUCUCUGGCUUUCUUAGUGGUGACUUUAAAGUUCAGAUCGUCUACACGUGGCCUCCCUGAGCCCCCCCAACUCCCAGCACUGCCCCUGAUUGGCAGUCUACUCAGCCUGCGGAGUCCACACCCUCCUCAUGUGUUUUUCAAAGGACUGCAGGGAAAAUAUGGGCAGAUCUACUCUCUGAAGAUGGGCUCCCACAGGGUCAUCAUCGUCAACCACCACAAACACGCUAAAGAGGUUCUGAUGAAGAAGGGAAAGGUGUUUGCAGGGAGACCCAGGACUGUGACCACAGAUAUUCUGACCAGAGGUGGGAAAGACAUUGCAUUUGGAGACUUCAGUGCCACCUGGAGGUUCCACAGGAAAAUAGUCCAUGGAGCUCUUUGCAUGUUUGGAGAGGGUUCUGCCUCCAUCGAGAAGAUCAUCUGUGCAGAGGCCCAGUCUCUGUGCUCCAUCCUGUCUGAGGCAGCAGCUGCUCACCUCUCCCUGGAUCUGUCUCCUGAGCUGACACGUGCCGUCACCAAUGUCAUCUGUUCGCUCUGCUUCAACUCCUCCUAUUGCCGAGGAGACCCAGAGUUUGAGUCCAUGCUGGAAUACAGUCAGGGCAUCGUGGACACUGUUGGAAAGGACAGCCUGGUGGACAUCUUUCCCUGGUUACAGAUCUUUCCCAGUGCAGACCUGCGUCUUCUAAAGCAUUGUGUUUCAAUUAGAGACAAACUUCUGCAGAAGAAAUACGAUGAACACAAGGCAGAUUACAGUGACCACGUGCAGAGGGACCUACUAGACGCUCUGCUGCGAGCGAAGCGCAGUGCUGAGAACAACAACACAGCAGAGGUCAGUGCAGAGUCUGUGGGCCUCAGUGAUGACCACCUUCUCAUGACUGUGGGAGACAUCUUUGGAGCUGGUGUGGAAACCACCACCACUGUGCUCAAAUGGGCCAUCAUCUACCUCAUCCAUCACCCACAGGUGCAGAGGCGUAUACAAGAGGAGCUGGACAGCAAGGUGGGGUGUGGUAAGUCGCCACAACUCUGUGAUAGAGGCAGUCUUCCCUACCUGGAGGCCACCAUCAGAGAGGUGUUAAGGAUCCGCCCUGUGGCCCCUCUGCUCAUCCCCCAUGUAGCCCUCAGUGACACCAGCAUCGGUGACUUCACUGUGAGGAAAGGAAGUCGAGUCAUCAUCAACCUGUGGUCUCUGCACCAUGACGAGAAGGAGUGGGACAAUCCUGAGCUCUUUGAUCCUGGUCGCUUCUUGAACAGUGAAGGCACAGGUGUGAUCCUCCCAUCGUCCAGCUACCUGCCCUUUGGUGCAGGGGUCAGGGUGUGUCUGGGCGAGGCCUUAGCCAAGAUGGAGAUCUUCCUCUUCCUGUCCUGCAUCCUGCAGCACUUCACCCUCUCUGUCCCCCCAGGUCACCCUCUGCCCAGCCUGGAGGGCAAGUUUGGUGUAGUCCUCCAGCCGGCCAAGUACAAAGUGAACGCCACACCCAGACCAGGGCGGCUUUUUUUUAAAUAGAACAUAUUAUAAAUACGUCAUGGCAACUAUUGUCAGACACAUUAUGUCUUUGUAAUAUUAAUUAUUAUUUCUUAGCAGUUCAACAGUUCCCAGAAUUGUUUAUGAAUACACUUGAAUAAUUUGAAGUAUUUUCUUAUCUUUUUUGUGUUGUCUUUGAACAAAACUAAGAUCAAGUUAAUCACAAAUGGUUUACUUUAGCUUGGAUUACUUCAUGUUCACUCUGAGUGAAUUUCUGCCUGAAAAGUCAGAUAUUUGUCUGGUUAGAACAUGGUUAGAACAUGGUUUCAUGUGUCAGAUUAAAUAUAGACUGUCAUUCUCACAGUGAGGUGUGUAGGUCCUGGCCCUGUGAGCACACGUGUGACUACAACUUGUACUUUCUAGAAUACUCUAUGUUGAGAUGAAAUCACGAGGAGGAUUAAAAAGGCCCUGGAGCCACUUUUGGUGACACCAGUGUUGUGAUAAUUACUGAAAAAUAGUAACUAGUUACAGUUAGGAUGGAAAAACGUAACUCAGUUACUGAAACCAAAAAGUAAUGCGUUACUGAGAAAGUAACUUUUUAGUUAGUGUAAAACGUUUUUCCAAUGCUCACAUUAAAAUAAAGGUUGAUUGAUUGAGUUCCCCUCUAGUCGUCAUUUCAGCUCUGUACUGAUGUUUUCCACUACAUAUCUGAGGGGAAACAACACCUGCUUUUAUCUGUAAAAUGUUACCAUUGGACUCUUGGAAUAAUAGCCUGAUAUUGCUUAACGAGAUCCAAAUAAACAAGUAAACAUGCC
Messenger RNA from Solea solea (common sole), 2381 nucleotides. RefSeq names its product steroid 17-alpha-hydroxylase/17,20 lyase (gene cyp17a1). The record is from RefSeq and is a predicted model, not a curated record. Gene Ontology annotation, biological process: progesterone metabolic process; hormone biosynthetic process. Bases 70 to 1608 code for a protein of 512 amino acids. Lineage: Eukaryota; Metazoa; Chordata; Actinopteri; Pleuronectiformes; Soleidae. The transcript has 8 exons. Gene Ontology annotation, molecular function: heme binding; iron ion binding; steroid 17-alpha-monooxygenase activity.